CAAAUUAUUGAAGAAGUGAGUAGAUAUUUCCUUUGUAGCACCGAUAGAUCAGUUGUCGAUCCUUGGAGAUGGAGAUGAAGAUGUAUCUCAUCCCAGCUGGACAUAUGUUUUGUGUCUGAAAGGAAACAUUCUGUUUUAACUCAGUGAAAUCCGCUGGAACUGGGGUGCUGAGAACACACCAGCGUUUGUUCACCAGAGAUCAGUUCAUCAGCUGCAAUGAUUUUACAAGGGAUUCACUAUGACUAACAUCUGACUUGGUGAAUUGCCAGAUAAUUGAUAGCACGGAGAUAUCAUUCGCCUUCUCUCAGUGUGGGAAGAGGUUCACUCACUAAGCCAAUCCGCAGAUAAACCAGUGGGUUCACACUUUGGGUUCACAUCUUGAAGAUACAUCAGCAAGUUCACACUAUAGUGAGGUGGGUCACCUGUUCUGCGGGAAGCAAUUGAUUCUGUCAUCCAAACUGAAGAUUUCAGACUGGGGUGUCGGAGUUUGGAUUUCAGUUAAGACACGGUCUGUAAGGAGUUUGUACGUCUUUGCCGUGACCAGAUGGUUUUCCUCUGGGUGCUCUAGUUUCCUCUCACAGUCCAAGGACAUAUCGGAUAAUAGGUUAAUUGGUCAUUGUAAAUUGUCCUCUGACAGAGCUGGGUUAACAGGUGGAUUGCUGGAUGGAGCAGCUGAUUGGGCUGAAGAGGCCUGUUCCAUGCUGUAUCUCCAAAUAAAAUCAAAUAAAAUCCACACCAGUGAGAGGCCGUUCACCUGCUCCUUGUGAGAAGAGAUUGACUCACUCAGCCCAUUCGCAGACACAUCAGUGAGUUCAACAGGAAGGGAGACUAUUAGCGUGUGGACAGGGAUUCACUAAUUCAUCCCACAUGAUGAAACACCAGCGAGUUCACACUGGGGAGAGACCAUUCACCUGCUCUGAAUGUGGGAAGGGAUUUACUGAGUCGUUUAACUUACUGGUACACCAACGAGUUCACACUGGGGAGAGACCGUUCAUUUGCACUGAGUGUGGGAAGGGAUUUACUCGGUCGACUAUGUUACUGGCACACCAGCAAAUUCACACUGGGGAGAGACCGUUCACCUGUUCUGAAUGUGGCAAGGGAUUUACCCGGUUAUCCCACUUACAGAUACACCAGUGAGUUCACACUGGGGAGAGGCCGUUCACCUGCUCUGAAUGUGCAAAGAGAUUCACUCAGUCAUCGAGCCUUGUGACCCACUACCAAGUUCACACUCGGGAAAGUGUUUAAAUAAGCAGCCUGCUGGAUAUUUAACCCUCAUAGUUUCUUAGUCCGGAGACAAGUUCAAAAGUGACUGUUGCUGUCAGACUGUAAUUAUUGCUGCUCUCACCAAACCAGUUCUGCACCCUAGUGACUGGGCAUUGGAGUUGUUUCUUAUGCUGAUGUAAUAGGAGUUUAGUAUUCUGGAUCUGUGACAAAUAAAUGAGUUUUAUUUUAAACACUGUGUCAGGUACAUAAUUCAUCUACAAGACACCCAGAGUACAGUUCGGAAUUAAUUCAAUCCAGCUGGUGCCUAUCUGUGUUUCUUUUCCGUGAGUUUUCUUUCAAAUCCA
This is a messenger RNA of Mobula hypostoma (lesser devil ray), 1568 nucleotides long. Its product is annotated as oocyte zinc finger protein XlCOF20-like. The transcript has a single exon. Gene Ontology annotation, cellular component: nucleus. Lineage: Eukaryota; Metazoa; Chordata; Chondrichthyes; Myliobatiformes; Myliobatidae. Gene Ontology annotation, biological process: embryo development; regulation of transcription by RNA polymerase II; urogenital system development. Gene Ontology annotation, molecular function: RNA polymerase II transcription regulatory region sequence-specific DNA binding; DNA-binding transcription factor activity, RNA polymerase II-specific. The record is from RefSeq and is a predicted model, not a curated record. The coding region runs from base 868 to 1137 and encodes 89 amino acids.